AUGUAUUCAUUGAUCAGCUAUCCAUUUUAUUUUAAGUUUUUGUUUGCACCAAUAAUUGACUUGUAUUAAUUUUAAUUCCUAGGCAAACGAAAAAGGUAAUUAUUAAAAUUAAUAGAGCAUAGCUAUAUUUUACCAAUAAAUUUGUUAUUAUCAGUAAUACUUUUAUAUUUGUCCAGAAUUGACAUUUUAACAAAUUACUACAUAUUAUGGAUUUUAGGAUUAAUUUUGUGUUUAUUUCUUGGAAUUUAAGAUAUAGCAAUAGAUGGAUUAGCAACUGAUUUAUGUAAGCAAUAAGGGGAAAGUGCUGCAUUAUUAUAAAAUAUUGGAUUUACAAUAGGAAAUUCGUUUCUUGGAAAUUUCUUAUUUAUUGCAUUGUAUUCUUCACAAAAUUGCACACUUGAGACAUUCUUUAUGAUAUUAUCAAUAGUAGGAUUAAUAUUGACUAUUUUCUUGUAUCUAAAUUUGUGUGAGAAGGAGGAAGAAGAAAAGAGAGCAACUACUUUUUAAGACUUAUUGAGUGUUAUUAAAUCAUUUUUUAAAAACGAAAAUAUGAUCACAUAUUCAUUAUUAAUAUUCUUUGAAAGGUAAAUAUAUAAUUAAUAAUUAGAACUGCAUUGUCUUCAUUAGAUGCAACAUUCAGAUUGAAAUUAAUAUAAUUUAAUAUCAACAAAACCUACAUUUCUUUUAUUGAUACAAUAAUUUUACCAUUGAAAAUAGCAACAGGAUUAAUCUAUCACUAAUAUUUUUAUAAAUAUGAUUUUAAGUAUUAUAGUUUAUUUAAAUAUAUUUAGAUAUUAUGGAAACAUUCAAUAUUUGAGAUUAAUUUCUACAUUCUUUGCUAUUAUCACUUUAUUAUUGAUUGAUAAAUUUGAAUUGGAUGGGCCAUUUAGUUAUAUUGCCAUAUUCUUUUCAAAUAUGUGUUGGUGGAUUAUGUUUAAUAUUACAUACAUUGUUAGAGUAUUGGAUAUUUAAUUUAAAUUUAAGGGUAACUUCUAAAUGAAAAUAACUACUCCUGGAGUCGAAGCCACUACUCUAACUAUACUUAAUAGCAUCAGUCAAUUAGGUGUUAAGUUGGCAUUUUCUAUAAAUUUGAUUAUGGCCAAUUAUGUAAAUUAUUAUUGGUUGUUAUGUGUUGGAUGGAUCAUCCAUUUACUCUAUUGUUUUAGAUACUCAGAAAUCUACAGAAAUUUGUACAUGUAGCCCAUUCAAAAGUGGUAUUUAAAUAAAUAAAUAAAAUAAAUUUGAUUUUAUUAAUGAACUAUCUUUUGUUAUUUCUGUACAUUUACUAAAGUUCAAUGCUUUCCAUAUUUACUUAGAUUAUGCCUAUUUUACUUGCAGAACAUGGAUUUAAUUAUGAGUAGUAAGGCCUAUUCUCCUUGGUGGCCUAUCCAUUUUUCUUCAAGAUCAUAUUUGCCCCUUUCAUAGACCUAUUUCACUUUAAGUCUUUGGGUAGAAGAAGAAGGUACAUUUUUUAAUUGAAAAUAGUUAUAUUUUACCAUGCACAAUAUUAAUGUCUUUUAAUUUGUUCUGGUAGUCUAGUCUAGAUAUUCAACAUAAUUAUCUCCUUUUUUGCUUUAUAGGAUUAUUUAAUGCAACAUUUUUAGGAAUGCAAGAUAUAGCUAUAGAUGGAUUUGCUGCAGAUCUAUGUAAAAAGAGCAAUGAAAGUUCUGCUCAUAUAUUGAAUGUAGGUUAUACUAUAGGUAGUUCAUUUUUGGCCAAUUUCAUUUUUCAUUCUCUUAAUAAAUAUUAAUUAUGCUCCUUAUCUACUUAUUUGAAAAUGAUCUCUUUAUUUGGAUUAUUGAUGGCAGCUUAUCUUUUAUUAAAAGUCAAGGAAGAACCAAAUACAUAAUUAAUAAGAAAACUUACUGGUUUCAGACAAGUCAUCAAAGGUAUAUUUGGCAAUGAGAAUUUGAUCACACUUUCCUUACUUUUAUUCUUUGAUAGAUAUGGAGUAGCACCAAUUGAAUCUACAUUUAGAAUCAAAUUGACAGAAUUGAAAUUUAAUAAGGCUUAUGUGUCAUUUAUGGAUACAGCUAUUAUUCCUUUAAAAAUAGGUGUUGGAUUUGUUUAUCAUAAAUAUUUUAGUAAAUACAACUUUGAAUAUUAUGGUUAUGUUCAAGGAUUCAGAUUAAUUUCAUGUCUCUUUGCAAUUUUGACUGUUUUUUUGGUUGAUGUUGUCAAAGUAAAUGAUACCUUAAGUUAUAUUGCAUUAUUCAUAGCAAGUACAACAUGGUGGAUAGUCUUCAAUUUGACAUUUAUUGUUAGAGUAAGUAUUUUUUGAGUAUUGAUAGGGAAACUUUUAAAUGAAGAUAACAACUCCAGGAUAUGAAGCUACAACCUUAGCUUUGAUGAAUAGUUUAGGAUCAUUGGGUGGUAAGACUGGAUUCUCUUUAUGUAUGUUCUUAACUGAAUAUGUAAAUUAUUAUUGUUUUGCAUGUUUUGCUUUGGUAGCUUAAUUGUUAUUCACUCUAAAAUCGAUUAAGUUAUACAAAAGGCUUUACAAUGUUCCAUUGGAGAAAUAUAGUAUAAUUAGAUAGAAUUUGAAAUCAGAAUGAA
This is a messenger RNA of Paramecium pentaurelia, 2556 nucleotides long. The record is from the annotation of a GenBank genome assembly. Lineage: Eukaryota; Ciliophora; Oligohymenophorea; Peniculida; Parameciidae.